Anolis sagrei ordinatus is the source of this 6665-nucleotide messenger RNA. Its product is annotated as fer-1-like protein 4. NCBI's taxonomy places the organism in Eukaryota, Metazoa, Chordata, Lepidosauria, Squamata, Anolidae. The record is from RefSeq and is a predicted model, not a curated record. Gene Ontology annotation, biological process: plasma membrane organization. Gene Ontology annotation, cellular component: membrane.
AUGUAUGCCUUGCGGGUGGGGUCUGGGUGGCUAAACCUGCCUGGUGAGUCUCCAGGCUUGACUCACCGGAGAGACAGGUGGAGCCCAGAAGCAGCGGCAGUGGCCGUCACACCUGGCCAGUCAGUCCUGCACGAAGCCAAGUUCUGGCAGCAUCAUGGCCUUGAGUGUGACCGUCAAGAGGGUCACCCAGCUGCCGGGGACUGGGGAAAGGCAGGUGCACGUCAGCUUCCGAGAUUACUUGGUACACUAGUUAUUAGCCUUCAACACUUGGUAACUUCUGGACGACUAACCAUCCGAGAGGCUCUUGUUGACAAAAAUCACAGCAUCACUGGAAUCUAUAUUGAGUUAGACCUGCGAUAUCAGCCUCCUGAUGGUGCUGCAGGAGCAUGGGCUGAGGAAGACUUUAUCUACCAAAUGAAAGACAGUUCAGAGGUGAUAAUCCGCAACCCUGGAUUUGAGGAACUAGAAGAUGCUGAAUUGAAGCGAGCUGCUGAUCUGGACAGAAAAGCCGCAGCGCUUGGCAGAAAACUUGUCAAAGGCCUGGAGACCGAUGAUGACGAAGAUGAUUAUUAUGAUGUAUCUGACAUGGAGUUUUCUGGUAUUGUCUUCAGCCCCGUGAAAAGCCGUUCUAGAGUCUUCUCAAAAUGGGAUCUGUUUUCUACUCCCAGACCUCAAAAUGUUCAGAUUGGUAUCAACAUAAUUGAAGCCCAGAAAUUGGUUGGAGUGAACAUUGACCCUUUUGUGGUUGUGAAAAUUGGAGAUGAGAAGAGACACACUGCGACGCAGAAGUCAACUAACUGCCCUUUCUACAAUGAGUAUUUUACAUUUGAAUUUCAUGAACCAAGAGAUAUCCUAUUCCAUAGGCUCAUAGAGAUUUCUGUCUUUCAUUCAAAGAAGAUCCCAUUUCUAGGUACACUCAUAGGGACAUUCAAGAUUGAUCUAGAGACGGUAUACAGCCAACCAGAUCACCGAUUCUACCAGAAAUGGGCUGUGAUUAAUGACCCAAAGGACACCAGAGCAGGAGUCAAAGGCUUUGUGAAGUGUAACAUCUCUGUCAUUGCUCGGGGAGAUGUGAUGGCUUCUAUUCCCACUGCUUCCAGCAGUCAGAAUGAAGACAUUGAAAAGAACUUGCUUCUACCAAAAAGAGUCCCAGCGGAGAGACCAUGGGCCAAAAUUUGCAUCAAAAUUUACAAAGCAGAGGGUUUGCCCAGCAUGAGCGCAGGAAUCAUGGGUGGUUUUUCAAAGAUUGUCGGAGAGAAGAAAGUUUUCAUUGAUCCAUAUGUGCAAGUGACCUUCUCUGGACAACAGGGAGAAACCUCAGUUGAAAGCAGCAGCACAGAGCCAGUAUGGAAUGAACAAAUCAGCUUCAUUGAAAUGUUUCCUCCUCUUGUCAGAAAAAUAAAAGUCCAAAUGUUGGAUGAUGCAAACAUUGGAGAUGUUUCACUUGCCACACAUUUCAUUGAUUUGCAGCAAAUAUCUGACCCUGGGAGAAAUGGGUUUAAUCCCACUUUUGGACCAACUUGGGUAAAUCUGUAUGGUUCCCCUCAGAACUCAGCCUUGCGAGACAUUCACAAAGAUCUCAACGAAGGUCUGGGUGAAGGCAUAUUCUAUCGGGGGCGUCUCCUCAUGGCUAUAACUGUAGAGAUUUUCAGCACCAUUCAAGCCGCAGAAAAAAAGCCGGUGGAAGCUCUCAAAGGAGCCUUAAGCAAGCUCAAGCUAAAGAAAAAGAGCAAAAAGGCAAAGGAGAAAUCCAAAGGCUCUGUUAAAGAGCGACUGCCAAGUCAAGCUGAAGUUGAUAUAUCAGAGGAGGCUGAACAGCCAAAUGAAGUGAUUGUGGAGGUAGAUGACCUUCAUCCUCUUCCAGAUAAUGCCUUGGGUGUGAAAGAGGAAUUUCUUCUCUUUGCCUCCUUCUUUGAGGUGACUAUGAUAGACCCAUCGAUAGGCACCAAACCUGUGAAAUUUGAGGUCUCAAUAGGGAACUAUGGGAAAGCUGAAGAAGUUGUAUCCAAAGUCUCCAAGAAAGGUGAGAAGGGAGAAAAGGGUGAAGAGAAGCAGCCUUUGUUAGAGGCCAGUUCAGAUGAUGAGCUAGAUCUUGAAGUCAUAUCUCCAAGCACACCUUUGCUUGAUAAAUCUGUGACUGCGAGCCAAAGGCCUGAAGCCACUGAAUAUGACAGCGCUUACAGUUGCCUGCCUAUGCUGCACGAGAAGCCAUGUGUUUAUAUUUGGAGCUACUGGGAAGACUACACCUGGAGACUCUACAAUUCCAACUGGAUUGUCAAAAUAGCAGAGCGUUUGGAACAUGGACUGGAAGAUGUGGAAAAGCUGUUGAGGAGACCAAAAUCAAAAGCAGACGAAAGGCUUCGACAAGUUCUGGAGGAAUUUGUAGCUGGAUGUAGGCAGUAUUCUCUUAAUGCGGACAAAAAGCCAAUGACCCGUCCAAAUAACCUUGAUCGAUGCCGGAUGAAAUCUCUCCCACAGAAUGUUAUCCUGUACGCAAAACAGGGACUCCGCAUACGAAGGCGACUCACUCGCACCAACGUCAAGGAGAAGGUCAAUGAGGCAAAGACAAUUUUGUCAAAGCUGCGCUUCCUGGCUAAAGAGCCCCAGUGUACUAUACCUGAUGUCCUGAUAUGGAUGUUUAGCAACAACAAGCGUGUUGCAUACACAAGGAUCCCUGCUCAGAACAUCCUUUAUGCAGUAGUAGAAGAAGAAAAAGGCAAGGAUUGUGCGAAGAUCCAGACUAUUUUUCUAAAGGUUCCAGGCUCACGAACUGGAGAGAUCUUUGCAAAACUGGAAAUCUACAUGUGGCUCGGAGUAACAAAAUAUGUGAAGAAUAGCACUACAGAGCUACCGGAGGAGUUCAAACCAAUCUACGAUCAGGCACAACAGACUGCAAGGAUCCCAAGGUAUCUUCCACCCAGUCAUCUCAACAGGGAUGAUUUCAGUUACUUUCAGCUGCGAGCCCAUUUGUACCAGGCUCGGGGGAUUCUCCCUGCUGAUGAAAAUGGCCUUUCUGAUCCUUUCGCAAGAGUGGUGUUUUCAACCCAGUGCCAGACUACUAAUAUUUUGGAAGGAACACUUAGCCCGAUGUGGAACGAAUUACUUCUAUAUGACCAGCUCAUUAUUGACGGAAAGAAAGAGGAAUUGAAGACAGAGACUCCAAUUGCUGUUGUCAAUAUCUUUGAUUACAAUAAAUUUGGUUCUCCAGAGUUCCUUGGUCGAGCAUUUGUUACACCACUAGUGAAGCUAGUAGAUGAGCCAUAUAGCAAACCUUCUCUCCAGUUUUUUGACAUUUAUAAAGGGCAUAAAGCAGCUGGAGAAUUAAUUGCUGUUUUUGAGCUGAUUGAACUGGAUUAUAGCGGCUACCUAGAGCCCUCAGUGCCUAAUGAUGUAGAACCCAAGGAGCCAGAAUACUUGGGGGAUCCCCGUUCUGGACGUUUCAUAAUUCCUGAUGGAAUCCGACCGAUCCUUAAGGAAUUUCGCAUAGAGAUAUUGUUUUGGGGCCUGAGAGAUCUGAAGCGUGUGAACUUGUUUGAGGUUGACCAGCCGCAGGUGAUCAUUGAAUGUGCUGGGAAGAAAGUAGAAUCAGAAGUGGUUACAACAUAUAAGGAGAACCCAAAUUUCAAUGAAAUUGUCAAAUGUGUCAAUGUGGAACUUCCAGAGCAAGUGUAUUUGCACCCACCUCUCAGUAUCUUUGUGGUGGAGAAGAGAGCCUUUGGGCGCUCGGUCAUGGUGGGAACUCACAUAGUCUCCCACAUUAUGAAGUUUGCUCCUAAAGAGCUUGAUGAACUGGAAGAAGAAACAGAAAGCCCAUCCAAGAUGCGGAAAGCCUCACGACCAAAUAUCUCCAAAGCAGUAAUAAACCUUGGUGCAACUGCUGGGAAGACAGUUGUAAAUAUUGGUGCUGCUGCCGGACAGACAGUAAUAAACAUCGGAGCAGUUGCUGGAGACAUUGGAAGCAAAGCAAAUCCCCUUAAGCUUGUAAAGGCCCCUCUGAAGAAACUCCCUAUUGAUCAACUGGGUCCCAAGGAAGAAGAAUUUGAGGAAGAGAAGCCUGAAAAAGAAGAGCUGGAUUGGUGGUCCAAAUACUAUGAAUCAUUAAAGGAAUUAAAUAAGCAGUCCAUUAGUGAUGAGGAAGAGGAUGACCCAAAUGAUCCUGAUGGAGGGAACUUAAACAUUGCUUCCCUGGAUUUGCCUGAGGUUGAGAUUGAAGUUGAAACUGAGCCAGUUCGUCCCAAAAGGAAACUUAUAGCCAUAUUACAGAUCUAUAAUUCUGAGCUAGAAAAUGAAUUUGACAAUUUUGAAGAUUGGCUAUGUAUUUUUCCACUCCAUCGUGGAAAAGCAGCUGAAGAUGAAGACGGAAAUGAUGAGGAGAAUUUUGUGGGCAAAUACAAGGGAUCAUUCCUUGUCUAUCGGGCUGAAGAGGCAGAAGCAGAACACAAAAUCUCUCAAGGCAUCCCCAGAAACAGACCCAUAAAGGUCCUUGUUCGUAUUUAUAUUGUCAAAGCAACUAAUCUGACUCCAGCAGAUCCCAAUGGGAAGGCAGAUCCCUACCUUGUUGUCAAAAUCGGGCAACAACAGAAAGAUACCAAGGACAGAUAUAUCCCAAAGCAGCUCAAUCCAGUUUUCGGGGAAGUGUUGGAGAUGUCAAUAUCCUUUCCUAUGGAAUCGGAACUCACUAUAUCAGUAUUUGACCAUGAUUUGGUUGGAUCUGAUGAUUUAAUUGGGGAGACAAAAAUUGAUUUGGAGAACCGAUUCUACAGCAACCACAGAGCUAAUUGUGGGCUGGCCUCACAAUAUGAUACAGAAGGCUACAACAUGUGGCGAGAUGCCUUCAAACCCUCUCAUAUCUUGGACAGUUUGUGCAAGAAGAAUGCACUUCCUUCUGCUGAGUACAGACGGGAAGAAGUCAAAGUAAAUAACAAGCUUUUUAAGAUCCCUCCUGAAGCUUUUCCUGAAGAAGCCUUUGCAAAAGAUAAGAAAGAAAUGGACGAUGAAUCCUGGUCUGCUUAUGAUGAACACAAGGCUUUGUAUGUUCUUCAACAUUGGGAAGAAAUGCCAGAGUAUGGAUACAAAUUAGUACCAGAACAUGUGGAAGUUCGAUCCCUUUACAGUCCGGACAGCCCUGGUCUCCUACAGGGCUCUCUCCAUAUGUGGAUUGACAUGUUUCCAAAUGAUGUCCCUGCACCACCUCCGGUCAACAUCAAACCACGGCUCCCAAUCAGUUACGAGCUACGUGUUAUCAUCUGGAACACAGAUGACGUGGUUCUUGAUGAUGUCAAUCCAAUAACAGGAGAAACCUCCAGUGACAUCUAUGUAAAAAGUUGGAUUAAAGGGCUGGAGAAAGACAAACAAGAAACGGAUGUUCAUUUCAACUCUUUGACCGGGGAAGGCAACUUCAACUGGAGAUUUGUGUUCCGCUUUGACUAUCUCCCAACAGAGAAAGAGAUCACUUAUAAAAAGAAGGACUCCAUCUUCUCUUUGGAGGAAUCAGAGUUCCGGGAGCCGGCAGUCCUGGUUCUUCAGGUGUGGGACUACGACAGGAUUUCGGCAAAUGACUUUUUAGGUGCCAUUGAGUUAAAGCUGAACGAUAUGGUGAGAGCUGCCAAAAGUUCGGAGCAGUGCACCAUCAAGAUGGCCAAGGAAAAGGCCAUGCCUCGCUUUUCUAUCUUCCGGAACAAACGGAUGAGAGGCUGGUGGCCCUUCAUCAAGCUGAAAAGUCAGGAAGACAUAGAAAGGGAAGAAAGGGAGGCAAAACAGAAGAAAAAGAAGAAGAAAAAGAAGAAGUGGAGGAACUCAGUCAAGCCAGAAGAUGUUGAGUUUGCUGAUCCUAGUGGAAACAUCUUCAUCCUCACAGGAAAAGUGGAAGCUGAAUUCCAGCUACUAACCUUGGAGGAGGCUGAGAAGGCCCCAGUUGGUCUGGGGCGAAAAGAGCCAGAACCCUUGGAGAAACCAAACCGCCCCAAAACGUCUUUCAACUGGUUUGUGAACCCCAUGAAAACAUUCAUCUUUUUCAUUUGGAAACGGUACAAGAAGUACAUCAUUGCCUUGAUAGUCAUUGCAAUUGUGACCAUAUUCUUGGUUCUCAUUCUCUACACAAUGCCUGGAUACAUCAGUGAGAAGAUAAUAAAUGGCUAAACUUGCAGCCCUUUUCCCAGUUGAUCUCCUCCAUUCUUCAAGCUGGGACUUGACAAAAGAUGACAACAGAGACAUCUGUGCCAAAGACAUUUAAGGAACUCAGGCGGCAGGUGGAUUGUGCCUGGAGCACUUUGAACAAGCACCUGUCAGAUUGCACCUACUCACAUCUGUGAUGUGAUGGCAAAAUUUUUGAAAAAUAAUUAUUUGAUAAGUAUCAGACUUCUGAUUUGCCUUGAAGACUGUCUUACCAAUCAUAAGAAGCUGACCUUGCACGGAUUCUUAUGGCUAACAUUGUAUGUAAAGCAUCAACACCAAUGGAUAUAGAACAGGCAUGGGCAAACUUGAGACCUCUAGGUGUUUUGGACUUCAAUUCCCACAGUUCUUAAAAAAAAAUCCGAGCAUGUCCUUAACAGAUAUUUGUAAUGUUUGUGCUUCUGCUGACACGCACCAAAAGCUGAAAUGCUGCUUCUGCCUUGUUCCAUUGUGUAAUAAAGAUACUGCCAUAACUUGAUUAUUGCUGUUUCUAA